Molecule: messenger RNA, 1044 nt
Organism: Chaetomium strumarium
Lineage: Eukaryota; Fungi; Ascomycota; Sordariomycetes; Sordariales; Chaetomiaceae
Exons: 1
Coding region: 1-1044 (347 amino acids)
Source: RefSeq, a predicted model, not a curated record
AUGCCCACGGGUAUUGCCACAUCACCAGGGCCCCAAACCACAACCGAUAUCUCCAACGCCAUAGGGCCCUCGAACGAUGGUGACGGUGACUCGGACAUUGCCAGCAACAGGACACUGGUCAUCGCCCUGAGCACCGUCCUCUCGGCGGUGGGAUUGUUCCUAGUCAUAGGUGCAGUGUUACUCUGCCGGAGAUGUCGACGACGAAGACGCCGUCUACCCUUCCUUCCGCGGGGAGUUUCGCCUAUCGACGACGAGGAGAUCGAGAGAUGGAAAGGGAAUAGGUCCGAAAAGGGUGGCUUCCAUGUUGGAGACACCGACAUCGAGGCCGACGGAGCACUCAGCAAAGAGACCAGUGCCCCGUCACCGUCACACGCCAAGCACCCAUCCACAAGCUCCGUAAAGAAGCCACCGAGUGUGAUAGUCUACAGCAGCCCUUGCAACAGCCAGGGACUCCGCCACUCGACCGACGCCGAGUCCCGUCGCUCGUUCGCACGUGACCACCCCGGGUACGGCGGCAAGUCGAGCUUCGAUAAGUCCCUCCCGCAGACCCCGAUCCAAGCUCGGGCUCCCAACGCCCGUGCAGGCUUGACAGACGAGUCGGUUCCCGGCGACGCACCCUUCCUCCCGAAGCCGAAACGCACGCCUUCCCGGCUUUCCAAGGCCUCUCAUGGCUCGGCCAAGGAACGCCGAGCCCGUCACGCAAGAGCGCGGAGCUCGCGGAGCAGCACUCGCAGCUUCGGUGACUACUACUACUAUCACGGCUCCGGAGGAGGGGGUGUAGGUGGGGGAGGGUCCGGCGCUGGCUCGGAGCUGGAACUGUCGCUGCGGCUCUCGCAUGACCGGGACCAUGCCCACAUAGUACGACACAGCAGCCACUCGAGAUACUACCAACCCGCCACGCCACGCGGCAGUCACUCGAGAGUGUACUCGUCUUCUUCGAUCCCUCCGCGGCUGUCGUUCGGGGAUGAGGUGUUGUAUGGAGGGCUGUCGCCCGCUAGGCCGAGGUUUACCGGAGAGGCCGAGAUUGGCCGAGCUAUUGGCUAG